GCCCCGCCCAAUGGGCGUGGCCAGUGUGCGUGACGCAGAGCCUGAGUGCGCAUGACAGGUAGUGACUUUGGGUCUCUGCUGUAUAGGGAAGCAAAGGGAGGCUAGUAAAGCAAGUAAAUUAUUCUAACAAUGGCCGAAGUCGAGGAAACACUGAAACGGAUCCAGACCCAAAAGGGAGUUCAGGGGAUCAUCAUCGUCACAGCAGAAGGAAUCCCCAUCAGAAGCACUCUGGACAACGCCAGUACUGUUCAGUAUGCCGGCCUCAUCCAGCAGCUGGUGAUGAAAGCACGGGUAACAGUGAGGGAAAUGGACCCCCAGAAUGACCUCACCUUCCUCAGGAUCCGCUCCAAGAAAAAUGAGAUCAUGAUUGCUCCAGAUAAGGAUUAUUUCCUCAUUGUGAUUCAAAAUCCGACUGACUGAACACAACCCAUUAUCCUUUUUAAAUACAUAUUAAAUACUAUUAUUAUUAUUAUUAUUAUUAUUAUUUUUAUGUUUAUGUUGCAGAUACUUUAGGAACACUACCUGAAAAUAGAGGUUUUCUUCAUGGUCAAGAUCCUUUGGAAGUUUUGACAGUGUCUGUGGAAGCUUCAAGCUGAUGUACAUUUAAACCCAUAGUUCUAGUGCCAUUUCUUUAAAUAAAUCUCAAAUGUUAUUAGUUGAUCUUCAUUGACUUCACUUUAUUGUAAAGCAUACAUCAUAUUAUGAAGAUAUGAAAUAUUCAGUUUAUACAUACUUUUAGGCUUUUGGUUUUUAUAAUGAAAAUUCAUUUAAUUCUAACCCCAAGAUUAACUAUUGUCCUUCCUGCACCCUGUUCUUUAUUUGACCAUCAGUAAUAUAAAGACUGUUGUACCAUUCUUUGUAAAUCAAACCUUUCCACAUUUUUAAUUGGGCAUUUGCAGAAUAGUCCAGACUGCAGUGAUUGUGUCUGAUUUAAACCUUUUGUUGACGUGCUUCUAGUGACAUUAGGCAUAAUUUUGUAUUGUUACUGAUUAUUUUGUACUGUUACAGAAAUCACUGACCCAUUGUAAAUAUACUCUGGAGUACUAAUACUAUUUCAUAAUCAUAAUACGCAUCACCUUGAAUAUAAAUCCCUUGUUUUCUUAACAUUCUUUUGAAAGAUUAUUGAUAAUGAUUAAAUAAAUGCAGGAACUUGGCCCUCA
Paramormyrops kingsleyae is the source of this 1160-nucleotide messenger RNA. It is a transcript of the gene dynlrb1, whose product is annotated as dynein, light chain, roadblock-type 1. Gene Ontology annotation, cellular component: cytoplasmic dynein complex. Gene Ontology annotation, biological process: microtubule-based movement. Lineage: Eukaryota; Metazoa; Chordata; Actinopteri; Osteoglossiformes; Mormyridae. The record is from RefSeq and is a predicted model, not a curated record.